Molecule: messenger RNA, 3415 nt
Organism: Alligator mississippiensis (American alligator)
Lineage: Eukaryota; Metazoa; Chordata; Crocodylia; Alligatoridae
Gene: NME3
Product: NME/NM23 nucleoside diphosphate kinase 3
Exons: 5
Coding region: 39-542 (167 amino acids)
Biological process (GO): CTP biosynthetic process; UTP biosynthetic process; GTP biosynthetic process
Molecular function (GO): nucleoside diphosphate kinase activity
Source: RefSeq, a predicted model, not a curated record
CGCGCGCUCCGCUGCCUGCGCCCCGGCCGCCUCCCGCCAUGAUCUGCCUCGUGCUGGCGCUGUUCGCCCACGUCUUCCAGCCCGGCCGCGGCGCCGAGCGCACGUUCGUGGCCGUGAAGCCGGACGCGCUACAGCGGCGCCUGCUCGGGGACAUCGUGCGGCGCUUCGAGAGGAAGGGCUUCCGCCUCGUGGCCAUGAAGCUGGUGCAGGCCUCAGAGGACCUACUGAGUGAACAUUACUUUGCCCUUCGAGACCGCCCCUUCUACAAUCAUCUGGUGAAGUACAUGAGCUCGGGUCCUGUGGUCGCCAUGGUUUGGCAGGGAUUGGACGUGGUGAAAACUGCUCGUGCAAUGAUUGGAGAAACUAAUCCAGCUGAUUCCAGACCUGGCACCAUCCGUGGGGAUUUCUGCAUUGAAGUUGGCAAGAACGUGAUUCAUGGCAGUGACUCUAUCGAGAGUGCACGAAGGGAGAUUUCACUCUGGUUCCGUGAAGAUGAGCUGAUCUGCUGGGAGGACCAUGCUGAGCACUGGAUCCAUGAGUAACAAGAAUGGCUCUGAAGAAGCCCUUCUUGCUGUCCUUCAGGCUUGGUGCAUACCCGUCCAUUUCCAUUUCAGCCUCUCUGGGAUUACUGUGGGCUAUUGUAUUAUCUCUUUUCAGUGGAGUUUUCUUUCCAGGAUGUGUGGGGUGGGAAAGCAGGGAGUCUGUUCUCCAUUUGUAACACUUAAGUUUCAGCUCCAUGCAGUAACAGUGGUCUCAUCCCGUAGUUGGUACUGCCUGUUUUGUUUACUCACACCUCUGUGAUAUCCUAAAAAUCACAAGGUUACGUUUAAGGGACCUAAGAAAAGGAAAGGCAAUUUGAGUUUUGUGCCCUUCUUUGCAAAUUAAAAGGUUAUAAAGGCAGACCAGAAAGCUGCAUUAAAACUUUAUGUCCUAUCUGCUGUGAAAGAUUGUCUGGAAAAUAGGGGAUUGUGGAAGUGAUGGUAUCAUAAGAACCAAGAGUAAAAAGGGAGCAUCUGAGAGGGGAAGAUUUGUGGAUCUCAAGAUCAGAAGGGACCAUUAAGAUGAUCUAGUCUGAUAUCCUGUGUAAGAGGCCAGAGAUUUUCACCUAGGAAUUCUUGCAUCAAAUAUGGGUGUUCUGCUGAACCAUAGAGCGUGCAAGCUUGAUUUCAAGACUGUUGGCUCUACUGAUGAGUUAUUCCUACUGCGGGGGAAAAAAAAAAUCAAAUUCCAGUUUGAAUUUUUCUGGUUUCAUUUUCCAGCCUCCAGGUCUUGUUCUGAGUGCUCUGCUCUCAGAAAUCUUUUCUGUGGCCAUCAGUUUGCAGGUGGUGACUGGCACUUCAACUUUUCUUUGAUAGCUUGGAUCCUUUCAGUCUCUCACUGCAAGGCAGGCUUUCUGGAUAUCACAUGAUCUUAUAGGUGUUCUCUGAACCCUUUCCAGUUUUUCAACAUCUCCUCUUCUAGGAGUGUGGACACUAGAACUGGACCCAGUAUUCCAGUGUUGGUUUUGCUGAUGCUGUAUGCAGAUAUUGUAUUAUCUUUCUACAUCCAAGGAUCACUAUUAACUUGUAUACAUUGCCUAUUGGAUCAGAACUGGAUCCAGCUAGUCUUGUAUUCUGUCUCCAGUGAUUCCCAAAACUUGAUGGUGCAGAGAAACUUGCAGUGUGAACAAUACUUUCAUAUAGCAGUUUUAAGAUUCCCACCUUUCAUGUCCAAUAACUCCUUCUGAGAGAGAGAGAGUAGAGACUCUUGAUCUACCUGCUCCAGAUGCUGAUUAUUUUAUGUACAUUUCUCAUGUCCUCCCUUACUUGCCUCUCUUCAGUUUUUCUUAUGAAGGAAUGCUCUGCUCAUCCUAUUGUGCUUCUCUGAACCUUCAUCAGUUUUGCAGUAUAUUUUCUAAGGUAGGAUGACCACUAUUCCACACAUCCAGCAGAGGCCCUAUUAUGGACUUGCACAAAGGACUUUUCACGUUUCCUGUCUUAUUUCAAUUUAAUUCUUUAUGCAUCCUCAUAUCUGAUUUUCUUUUUGAACUACAGCUGCACUUAAGCUAGAGGUUUUUAUGGAGCUGUCUAUACCAGUAGCUUUCAACCUGUGGUCCAUGGACCCCUGGGGGCCUUCAGACUAUGUCUAAGGAGUCCACAAAAGAUGAUUAUAAUAAAUCGAGGGGUAUGUGAAUACUCACACAUACAAUUCAAAGGGGUCCACACCUCUGUUCAAAACUUUUUAGGUGCCUGCAAAUGAAAAAAGAUUGAAAACCAUUGGUCUACACAAACACCCUAGAUAAAGGGAUGCUUAAUUUUUUUCCUCUAUGCCAAAGAUACGCCUGGAAAAAUGCAUUCAUCACUGUAGCACAACUAGUCAAAGCAAUAACCUGCUUAGCUUUACUGGGGUGCUUAAACCAUAUAGCACAUGAGUUGUACUGGCAGGAGCUUACCUUGCAUUAGGCUAGGGUGCAGCUGAUGGCAGUUGCUUUUCAUAUGUAAUUCUGAAGAUCUAUCUGAGGAGAGAGUGGCAUUGCCUAAACCUGGAACUGUGCAGACUGAAAGAGGUCAAUUUCCUGCUGCUGUUAGAGUCAGGGCAGUUACUGGUCACGUUGUAAAGUCUUGAGGGCUGUGCUAUGCCUAGUGUUGGUUUGAACAUGUGUCAGUGCAAAGGGUGGCCUCAGGUGAAGAUGGGAAAUCUAUUCCCACAUGACUGGCAAUGCUGCCUCAGCUUCCAGAAUUUACUUAAAACAUGACCUAAUAAGCUGAUGCCCCAUGUACUUCUGCUUAAUAUGGAGCAGGUGUUGUAAAGGGGUGCAACUUCCUUUUUUAUUAAAGCCCAUCUUUCAGAUGCUAACUCUGUUCUGGCUAUCAUCCCUUUAUUUCCUCAUGCUGUUGUGGGCUGUGUUUGUGGGUGAGGCAAGUGAAGCACGUAUGAUCUAUAGGAGUAUGUGACUCUGUCUUACCAGCCCUCAAGUGCUCCAAAUGUUGCAGUGUUAGUUGUUGAUAUAGACUCCUGUUGUCCCCAUAGAAUAAGAUAAUAUUCUAAAACAAGGCAGUAGAAGACUCUCAAAGCUGUUGUAUGGUUAAGUCUGCAUGUUGGGAGAGAAUAAACUCCUCCAGGAUUUCUGGCUGGUUAAAAAUGUUCCCUACCCUCUCUAGCUUUUGAGGUUGAGCAAAGACCGAGAAUCAGUGACCUUUAAAGAAAAGCAAAAACUGCUGAGAAACAUUUAUGGGUGGACAGAGGUUCUUUGCCUGCACAUUCACAGCUGAUUGGUUAAAACAUAUGGGUUCUCCAUAGCCCCUCUGGCUGCAGCUCAUUCUACCUCCAUGCAGCUUGUAGAGAGGACUGUUUACAUCCAUAAAAUAAUUGACUCAGUUUGGUUUUAUAAUGGUUAACUUUUUUUAAUAUAUAAUAAACUUUGGACAGUCAUGCA